Pollicipes pollicipes is the source of this 2493-nucleotide messenger RNA. RefSeq lists its product as uncharacterized. Bases 1078 to 2493 code for a protein of 471 amino acids. Gene Ontology annotation, biological process: attachment of mitotic spindle microtubules to kinetochore. The record is from RefSeq and is a predicted model, not a curated record. NCBI's taxonomy places the organism in Eukaryota, Metazoa, Arthropoda, Thecostraca, Pollicipedomorpha, Pollicipedidae. The transcript has 4 exons.
CCGUGGGACUGGAGCGUACGCUGGAGGACCUCUCGAGGGAGGUGCUGCGCCGCCAGCCGGACGACAUCUACCGCUUUUGCCAUGCCUUCUUCCAGCGCAGGCUAGCAGAGCGGAAGGACAAGGCGUCGGAGGGAGCCGACGGGCUGGCCUCCGUCGAGGCCCGUCCCAAUGAUCUACUUCAGGAGGUGGAUGGCGACGAUGAGAACGCGCUUAAGUCGUCGGGCUCUGACGGUCCACUGGAGUACAAGGACGAGCAGGUGGAGCGGUCGCAUCAGGCGGCACUCCUGGUCGGGGCACUAGGCGCUGCGGCCGCCGGCGCUGCUACCGUCGGAGCAGUGGCCGGCGCCGUCCGCGCCGCCGAGAGAAACGACCAGGCCGACCCCAGAGACACAGAGGCGCGCGACCACCAGGUUACGCCCGGCUCGGAGGAGACGACCGAGGAGGAGACGCCAAGGCCGAAGGAGACGCCUGAGGAGGGGUCGCCCAGACGGCACAGUGACGAUCGGGACGGGAGACGGACGGGUCGAGAGACGCCGGCCGGUCAGAGCCCUGCGGGAGAUACUCCAGACUGGGAUCGCGGCAGUCCAUCCCAGCAACACGGCACGUCAGGGUUAAACAGCGGCGGUGCAGUUGCCGUCGCUGCUGGCCUCGCCACCGCCAUGGGCGUCGGUGGUGCCAUGAUGUUGUCAGCAUCACCCGCAGAGGACGUACCAGUGGUGUCAGCAAAACACCAGCAGCAAGAGACAUCAGAGACGACUCCUUAUCCGCAAUUUAAAGCGGAGGGAGGAUCACGAGCUCAGUCGCGGUCAGAACAAGGCAGUGCAGGUGUCCAAUCACGAACUGCGGGGAAUGACGAAAGUGCCCCCUCGCGGGCUGGAGAAGAUGGCUCACGUGUUCCCUCACGAUCUGAGCAAGAUGGCUCGCGCGUUCCGUCACAAGCGGGGGGAGACGAGUUACGUAUCCAGUCGCGGGGUGCAGAUGAUGGCUCACGUCUCCAGUCACGAUCUUGGGAAGAUCACUCGCGUGUUCAAUCACGACUUGAGAAAGAUGACUCACGUGUCCGGUCACCCCUUGUAAAUGAUGGCUCACGCAUUCAGUCGCGGUCUGGUGAAGAUAACUCACAUAUCCAAUCAGGAUCUGAGGAAGAUCGUUCGCGUGUUCAGUCACAAGCUGCAGAAUACGGCUCACGUGGCCAGUCGCCAGCGGGCGAGCAUGGUUCACGUGUCCAGUCGCCAGCGGGCGAAGAUGGCUCACGUGUCCAGUCACGAGCUGGGGAAGAUCGCUCACGUGUUCAGUCACGAGGUGCAGAAGAUUUCUCACGUGUCCAGUCACGAGCUGGUGAAUAUGGCUCACGUGGCCAGUCACCAGCUGCACAAGGUGGCUCACGUGUCCCGUCGCGAGCUGGGGAAGAUGGCUCACGUGUCCAGUCACGAGCUGGGGAAGAUGGCUCACGUGUCCAGUCACGAGCUGGGGAAGAUGGCUCACGUGUCCAGUCACGAGCUGGGGAAGAUGGCUCACGUGUCCAGUCACGAGCUGGGGAAGAUGGCUCACGUGUCCAGUCACGAGCUGGGGAAGAUGGCUCACGUGUCCAGUCACGAGCUGGGGAAGAUGGCUCACGUGGCCAGUCACCAGCUGCAGAAGAUGUUUCACGUCUCCAGUCACCAGCGGGCGAAGAUGGCUCACGUGUCCAGUCACGAGCUGGGGAAGAUCGCUCACGUGUCCGGUCACGAGGUGCAGAAGAUGGCUCACGUGUCCAGUCACGAGCUGGUGAACAUGACUCACGUGGCCAGUCACCAGCUGCAGAAGAUGGCUCACGUGUCCAGUCGCGAGCUGGGGAAGAUGGCUCACGUAUCCAGUCACGAACUGGGGAAGAUGGCUCACGUGUCCAGUCACGAGCUGGGGAAGAUGGCUCACGUGUCCAGUCACGAGCUGGGGAAGAUGGCUCACGUGGCCAGUCACCAGCUGCAGAAGAUGUUUCACGUCUCCAGUCACCAGCGGACGAAGAUGGCUCACGUGUCCAGUCACGAGCUGGGGAAGAUCGCUCACGUGUCCGGUCACGAGGUACAGAAGAUGGCUCACGUGUCCAGUCACGAGCUGGUGAACAUGACUCACGUGGGCAGUCACCAGCUGCAGAAGAUGGCUCACGUCUUCAGUCAUCAGCGGGCGAAGAUGGCUCACGUGUCCAGUCACGAGCUGGGGAAGAUCUCUCACGUGUCCAGUCACGAGGCGCAGAAGAUCACUCACGUGUCCAAUCACGAGCUGGUGAACAUGACUCACGUGGCCAGUCACCAGCUGCAGAAGAUGGCUCACGUGUCCAGUCGCGAGCUGAUGCUGGUUCACGUGUCCAGUCACGAGGUGCAGAAGAUCACUCACGUGUCCAGUCACGAGCUGUGGAAGAUGACUCACGCGUACAGUCACGAGCUGGGGAAGAUGGCUCGCGCAUCCAGUCACGAGCUGGGGAAGAUGGUACACGCGUCCAGUCAUCAGCUGUAG